Messenger RNA from Mesocestoides corti, 2457 nucleotides. The record is from the annotation of a GenBank genome assembly. Lineage: Eukaryota; Metazoa; Platyhelminthes; Cestoda; Cyclophyllidea; Mesocestoididae.
AUGGUCAAAGCAGCUUCCAAUGCCUUCUUUGAAGGUGUCUACCCUGUGCGUGCUCAUGUCUGGGGUAUGGACAAGGGAAUAACAGUGGAACGGAACAGCAAACCGGUUUUGACUCGCAGAAAAUUUGGUUUUCGUGUGCACCAGGAAGCGAACAUUUCCACUGCCUACACCAGCUCUGAUGCCUAUCCAUGGAAACUCAUAAGAGCAUCGACUAACCGACUUGAGGUCCUCCGACUAAAUGAACCUCAGGCCUUCGGAGUCGCGACCCUAACCAUGAGUAAAAAUGGCCUAGUCCAGGAGGGAGGAAUUGGAACUUUCUAUGUUACACUCAAGCCAUUCGCCGACUCUCUUUCCAACUACGUGCUGGAAUGUAAUGCUGAAGAACUCACCUCAAACCGAUUGCUGUCCAGUAGACUUAGGUUCCGUUAUUCGAUUGGUUUCAACCUCGCUUACCCAAACGUCUACAACAACCGCGGCGAGUGUUCAGGGAAUAGGGUCAAUUUCGGCAAGGUGCUUAGUCCUUAUCCUCAACAAAGCGGUGACCUACUCUUAGCCGAAUUCUUCAUUCUCGCCGACAUUUCAUCAAUGUAUCAGGGAAGCGUGAACUGUGAGCUGAAAAUAGACAAUGUCAUUUCAAGAAGGUUCAACACAAUAUUUUUUUCUACGCCGACUACCGUUCCACUGGUGACACCCCUCAGCAGACCACUUCUUCCGGGAGAGGUAGCUCUGAUUGAGUUUGAGUUCACCGUGCCACCAAACACAGCCGUGAACGCAAAGCCUUCCAUUGAGAUCGCGAGUGGUGGUGAUGCCACACUUGAUUCCCCGCACAUUCGCGCUGUCGGCGACAGCGUCUAUUGGGGCGACAACUACCAAAAUUGCAUAGCAGCUGAUGCCAAACACCCACGUCCAGUUAGUAAGUACACUUUCAAUAUGGGAACCCUCCUGGCCAAGGACGAAGUCAGCUCAAAGGUCACCGUGGCUUCCUACAUGCGAGUGAAGUUUACGACCAAUCCCACACCGGUGAUAACUGUGAAGGCAAGCCUAAAACAUGACACCCUGACAAAGGUUAUUGCAGUUUCAAGCACAUCCAACAUCAGUCUUGGGCGGCCAUUUGCCACAAAUGACAUUUCGUUGUCACUCGCGGGACCGAAUGUCAUCAAAAUGAUGCCCAAAGAAUGGACGGAUCUCAGAUUGCGCUUCUGUGCAGAACCCAAGGUGUACCUCAACGACUUGCAAUUCGAAGCCUACUCAGAAAACGAUACUUACGAGGAGGAAGUUCUCACAGUGAAUCACUUGUGGUUUAGCGCUUCAGCGAACUACCCAGGCAUUAAUUAUGCCCCACCAGUGGUCAUGUUGCAUAAAAGAAAGCCAAGUGGUCAAGUAUGGCGACGAAGUAUGACCUUCGGACCUGUGUUGAACUCAGGCCACGCUUACUGGGAGGAUCUACGGAAGCCAGAACGAGACGCUGAUUGUAUCACCUUAGGAGUGCGAAUCCAGCUAACAAGUGGCCGAGGAGCAGUCGAUGGCAGCAGAUAUGGAGUUGUCGUGAAGGUCGUCGCAGAUGCUAUGGUCACUUUAACCGACAGAGUGGACAUCGCAGUGCGCGAGGCACACAACCCAUUCCUCGACGUGGACCUGGGAUUGAUCAGCCAACCCUCGAUGAAUGUGUGGGUUACUUUUGGUUCUUUUUGCAAUUGCAUUUACGAGAACCACCAAUUAUCACCGUACGCUGUGGCCAAGUGUGUCCUGAUAUUAAGCACUCAGUUCCCACGAUGGGGCUUGAAUGAACUCCAACAAUAUGACCUCAUCCUUAAACCGUCUUGUGAGGUCAACGAACGUGUCUGCCGGAAUAUGAAGUUGCUAAAAUUUGAAGACUCGCAGGAAGACAGGGAGCUGGCUUUUGUUGACGCUACUUGUGUUGAGGAAAGCCAGCUUGCAGCAAUCGACGGUAGUCAACUUACUCAAGGCGGCAUUUACUUUGGCGUGAGCGGAGUCAUCAGACUAGUUCUCAAGCAGCUGCCAAACGUGAAGGUAGACAACCACGUUGACGUUGAUGUGGACGGCAUUUUGAAGUGUCGCACGUACAGACGACAGCGGAAUAGCCACGACCCCAUCUUCAAUCCGCCAAUCUACUUCAGUCAGAAGCUGCGACUUGUUGCCGCUGCAGGUGAACAUCUCAAUGAUCACGGCUACUUGAGACUCAAGCCGUGCCAAGUGAGGGUGUUUGGUGUGCCUGGUGACUUCGAGGACGUUCUCCUCCAUUCUGACCCCACCAGGUACUGGACAACCCACGCUAGAGGUGGUUACUACAACGCUUUUCGCACCGUGACCGUUCUCUUCGGACGAGUGGCACACAUCAUAGAAAUUAGUGUAAAACUCAAUAAGAAUGGAAAUGAGCCUCGUUCGAUGGUUCUCGAUGGGACGCGAGACGGCAAAUCAUUCCACUUCCUCCGUAAG